AUGGUGCAGGGAGAAGAUGGCGAACCGUCGUCUAAGAAGCUCCAUCCAUUCUUCACCAAGAGCGAUGUCGACCAGCCUAUUGUUCCUCCGGCACCGUUACCUGUAGAGCCUACGCAGCCUGCAUCCGACGAUCUCCCUACAAGCACCACCGAAGGCCCCAAGCGAAAGCGAAGAAGAACAGACACUCCUCUGGCCCACGACGAUCCCGAAGCCAAAAAGUCUCGUCGGGGAAGGAAGCCAGCAAAACAGACACUCAACGGUGCUAUUUUGAGCCACCUCAAUAGACCGGGCCAGGAUGUUGUAUCCGCAGGCGAACCCACGCCUGGCCAGCUAGCUACCGGCUUUCCAGCUUCAACGCUCAGCGAAGUGACCCCAGAGCAGCUGGAUGAAGCAACUCUCCAGACAUUGAGCAAAACCGAGCCUCCACAAUUCCCUCCUAGCUCUCUUCGGGACCCAACGCCCGUUCCUAUGCAGCCAAAGAAGGUUCUCAAGUUCAAUCCAAAAACUGGAACAUUAGGCUCGCCCCCAAAGCCAAAAGCGACGAGCAAGCCGAGUCGCAUUGUCACAAUCAGAUAUGGACGGGACGAUGAGCAUCGAAAGAAUAUGGGUGACAAGAUUACUGGCAUACUCGAAGGAAGGUUGAACUUGUCGCUGGAGCCGAGCAAACGCAAAAGCACUCAGCCUAGACAGGAGCAGGGAACCGGGACAGCUGAAAAAUCAAAAACUACACAUCCAUUCUUCAUGGGUAAACCGAAACCGCAAUCUGAUGUCGGCACAUCAGGCGAUUCGACCAAGAAACCCUCGGGCCACAAGAGCAGCGUGUUUAUGUCUACGCCGGUCUCACCAAAGAAACCCAGGAACCCUUUUUCUUCGGGGAAAGCCAUCCAGUUUGGCAUCAAAUCAGGCGGUACCAAGAUCCCCGGUGCCAUGUAUCCAUUAUGGCCAGCUCAUGGGAUGGCUCAUGUGCGAGAUGCCGAUUUUCCAUACACGAGGGCAACUGUUCGGGAAUCGGGAAUAGGUUACAGGAGAUCAAAAAGGGUGGCUGUCUCUAUUGCUCCUCACGAGUCUGUGCUGCGGCAUCUUGUAGAUGAGUUGGACAUGACGGGAAUGCGUCACAGCCUUCCUAAGGACGACAACAACUUCUUACCGGCACCUCCUGAACUACGCUUACCCCAGAGACACUUUGAAAGCGGCCGAAAGCUCCAGAAACGAAUCCGACCACAAUUACAGAGCCACAUUACCAAUCAUUUCAACUACGAUGAGAGCAAUCUCGGCGUCGAUGAGCUUGCGAUUCAGCAACACUCCAAAACCCACCCUGCCAUCAGUCGCCUCUACAGGACCUUGGAAACACAACUUUCAGCCUUUGAUAGAUCACAAUGUGAAGGCAGCGCUUGGAUUCAAAAGUACGCCCCAGUCACAGCUGCCCAAGUAUUACAGCCAGGAAAGGAGGCGCUACUUCUCAGUGACUGGCUACAAGCUCUUAGGGUGCAGUCUGUAGGGUCCGGAAGUUCAGAAGGCGACAAGGGCAAGGGGAAGCCGAAGAAGAAGAGAAAGAAGAAUAAACUCGACGGAUUUGUCAUUGAUAGCGAAGAGGAGGAUGCUGAGAUGGACGAAAUCUCCGAUACCGACGAGGACUGGGCUGCGUUGCCUGGCUCGGGGCUGCUCAAAAGGUCCGUGAUGCGCAGUAUCAAUAUGGCGGGCAAGGGCAGCAAAGAGCAGGGUCGUCUCACAAAUGCCAUCGUCCUAAGCGGACCCCAUGGAAGCGGCAAGACUGCAGCGGUCUAUGCUGUUGCAAAAGAGCUGGAUUUUGAGAUUUUCGAAAUCAACGCUGGUAGUCGCAGGAGUGGCAAGGACAUUCUGGAAAAGGUUGGCGACAUGACACGCAAUCAUUUGGUGCAGCACAACCGAGCCGAAUCCACCGCGAUCGAUCCAGAAGAGGUGGCCAACGAUAUCAACUCUGGGAAGCAAGGCAUGAUGACAUCGUUUUUCAAACCAAAGACGACGACACAACCGACGAAGCCGCAACGAGCAAAGCUGCCUGGUGAGAGCGUCGAGAAAGAGACGAAAGCGCCGCCUAAAAGUCAAAAGCAAUCCCUCAUUCUCCUCGAAGAAGUUGACAUCCUUUUCGAAGAAGACAAGCAGUUUUGGGCGACUCUGACCAGUCUCAUUGCACAGUCAAAACGACCAUUCAUCAUGACGUGCAACGACGAGAGCCUAGUGCCUCUGCAGAGCUUGAAUCUGCAUGGAAUCUUUCGUUUCUCACCCGCCCCCUCAAGCCUAGCCGUUGAUCUCUGCCUCCUUAUAGCCGCAAAUGAAGGCCACGCCCUUCAAAGAUCAGCUGUUGAGGCCUUGUAUACCUCUCGCAAUCACGACUUACGAGCAACAAUCACUGAGCUCAACUACUGGUGUCAGAUUGGAGUUGGCGACCGCAAGGGCGGGUUUGACUGGUUCUAUCUUCGCUGGCCCAAAGGCUCCGACCUUGACGAGAACGGCGAUGUGGUACGAGUCAUCAGUGAAGAUACUUAUCAGAGGGGCAUGGGAUGGAUUAGUCGAGACCCGGUCGUCUCUACUAGGGGACUUGCUGCUGAACAAGAGGCCAUGGAGCAAGCUUGGGACUUUUGGGGUCUCGACAUGGGGCAUUGGCGCAACAGUGUCGACAUGAGAUUCCCGGCUACGAAUACUGCAGAGUCAAAGAGAGAUAUAACAACUCUGAGGCAUUUGGAGGCAUAUGAUGACUUUUGCAGUGCCAUGAGCAGUGCAGAUCUCUACUCAGGGGGCGCCUACGGGGUCAAACUCCAGGAGACUAUCGACCCAACACUACCUGAGCUCGCAAGUCACAUCAGAGAUGAUUUCAUCUUGGGACAGACUUUGCUAGAUGCCGAACCCGUGGUACAUCAUGCCGCACCUGACAAGGCCAUUUCGACAUGUAUCACGGCUCUGGCUUGUGCAACGCUGCAUGAGUCGCCUACAGAGACGUUUGAUGAGGCCUCGGCACCAAUCUCGAAGCCAGCAGAUGAAGAGCAGACUGUUGCAAUUCUCGAUUCAUCCUUCCGGUCGUAUCCUCAUCAAACGACGAGGAUGGACAUUGCCAUCGCAUUUGACCCCAUCGCCGUGGCUCCCAAGGUUGCCCCAACCACAUAUCUCGACCCAUCCGUUUUCGAUCGCACAACGGCGCUCAUUGUCCUCGAUGUCGCGCCAUGGGUUCGGGGCAUCGUGGCAUAUGAACACCAGCUCAUGCAGAGACGGCUGAAGCUGAGCAACCUCCUCAGCGAGGGCGGCAAGCGGAAGCGAAUGCGCACCACAAGGAGCGCCUACUCGGCGUUGGAAGGCGGAGAACGCCGGACAACCAGGAGGGAGAGGCACUUUGGCGAUUGUCUGUCGACGCACCAUGUUUUGCGUACGGGGGGUGAUAGAUGGACGGAUCUGGUUGCAGAGGAGGUGGCCAAGUCGGAGGCGGAAGAGAGCACUGCGGCGAGCAGUCCUGCAUCUGACGAUUUAGCAUUACCGUGA
Trichoderma breve is the source of this 3510-nucleotide messenger RNA. Its product is annotated as ATPase family associated with various cellular activities (AAA) domain-containing protein. Bases 1 to 3510 code for a protein of 1169 amino acids. Gene Ontology annotation, molecular function: ATP binding; DNA binding; ATP hydrolysis activity. Lineage: Eukaryota; Fungi; Ascomycota; Sordariomycetes; Hypocreales; Hypocreaceae. The record is from RefSeq and is a predicted model, not a curated record. The transcript has a single exon. Gene Ontology annotation, cellular component: nucleus.